UCCAGCAUUGAAAGGCUCAUUCCCCAACUGGCCUGAGUGAACUUGAGUCCUGUGGAGACUGAGUGGACUGGGCUCACUGAGUGUUUGAUUUGGGCAAAAGGACGAGCUGACAAAACAACUACAACAACCCACUGGCAACAUGGCUGUGGCGGGCUGCACGAAAUGCAUUAAAUAUAUGUUAUUCUUCUUUAAUUUUGUUUUCUGGCUGGCCGGAGGAGUGAUCUUAGGAGUGGCCCUGUGGCUCCGCCAUGACAGUCAAACCAGCAACCUCCUCAUACUUCAGUUUGAAGGCCAGCAGGCACCGGGCACUUUCUACAUCAGUGUGUACAUACUGAUCGCUGUAGGAGCCGUGAUGAUGCUCGUCGGCUUCCUCGGAUGUUACGGUGCCAUUCAGGAAUCUCAGUGUCUGCUGGGGACAUUCUUCUUCUUUUUGGUGAUCCUCUUUGCCUGUGAAGUGGCUGCAGCAAUCUGGGGAUUCAUGAAUAGAGACACAAUCUCCAAAGAACUGAUCAACUUCUAUGACUCUGCAUACAUCAAGGCUGUGGAUGUCUCUGGGUCACCCAGUAAAGACGCUGCCAUUAAGGUCCUGGAUGUUUUCCACAAUACGCUCGACUGCUGUGGUAAAGGCGAUGACACGGCGCUCUUCAGACAAGUUGUCGGCACCUUGUGUCCAAGAAAGUCUCAAGGAGAUUUUCUGAAAUCUCAGAGCUGUCACGAUAAACUGAUCGAGCUGUUCUCCGAGAAGCUCCACCUGAUUGGUCUGGCUGCCUUGGUGGUCGCUGUCAUCAUGAUCUUUGAGAUGAUCUUCACCAUGGUGCUGUGCUGUGGGAUCCGGAACAGCCCUGGAGCAUACUAGGAGUCAGGCUAACAGCCAACUAAUGCAUCAUCCAACCUUUUCCUUUUCAUUAUAACACAAGAUGGAAAUCUCUCCUUUUUAUUUUAGAAUAGAAACAUUAAAAUUAUUUUGAUAACGCUCAUCUCAGUUUUCAUACACAGUAAUUUAGCUUCCGUCUGUCAGAUGCUGUCUUAUUUAUCAUACAACACGACAUAUGAAUAUUUUAUAUUUACAGUAUGUAUGUGAAAAGUUUCUCUUAAGUCAUUAAAUUUAAUGCUGUUGGGUGUAUAAAUUGUAUAUAUAUAUACUUGUCAUGUGUUAAUAUCACUAUGGAUGGUCCAUGUAUUCCCUGAUUGUUUGUGAUGCAUCUCGCUGCAGUGUUAGUGUUACGAUAUAAUUUAAGCAGCAGGGUUUUAUGGUCUAAGCUUCUGUCUUACUCUCUUCUGUAUGUUCUAUAGUCAACUUUAUGUUUCUUCAAUCUGCCGAAUGAACCGUCCUGUGCUGUUGUAUUGUCGUUCACACGUGAAACACCAUCCCUAGAAUCAUGAAACAAUUUUUAAAAGUGUACGUUUUAUUACUUACCCUGUUUUACCUCUCUUGUACUAUUGAUUACCAACAUUUAAUUUCACUUGUGAUCCAUAAAGAUCAUGUCUGCAACUUUGUGUGAUUCAAAGAGGAAAUUUGAAUUUUUAGAGGCCUGAAGAGAUAAAUCUUUGGUAUUUUUGCAAAAGAGAUGCAAAUAACAUAAAUAUGUCUGGAAAAUGA
Scophthalmus maximus (turbot) is the source of this 1600-nucleotide messenger RNA. Its product is annotated as CD81 antigen. NCBI's taxonomy places the organism in Eukaryota, Metazoa, Chordata, Actinopteri, Pleuronectiformes, Scophthalmidae. The record is from RefSeq and is a predicted model, not a curated record. Gene Ontology annotation, cellular component: membrane. The coding region runs from base 140 to 856 and encodes 238 amino acids. The transcript has 8 exons.